AUGGGACUUACUGCUGAAAAGGAUGCAAAAGUUAGAACUAGAAUUUUUGCAAAGCUGGAACAAAACCAGGAUGUAACCCUACAGCAAGUGUCAGAUGAAUGUGAAAGGAUAGUCAAAUUAAGACACAACACAGAGAAAAUUGAACAUAAAGAACAUACAACUACAGUACCAUACCAUCCCAGAUCUAAUGGACAAGUAGAACACUUUGUUGAUAUCUUCAAAAGAGCCCUUAGAAAAUCGAAUAAGGAAGUCACAGAUGAAGUAACUCUACUACAAUUUUUAAGAGUGUACCAAGUGACACCAAACCUGAAUACACCAGGGGCUAACUCACCAGCAGAGCUGAUGUUUGCAAGGAAAGUAAAAUCAGUCUUUGAUAAAUUGCUACCUGGCAAGAAAAGAAAAAGUGCCAGGGAUGACAUAGCUAAAUUAUUUAAAGUUGUUGGAAAGGUGUAUAUGAGGGCAUACAAGAAUGGAAAACAAAUUUGA
Octopus sinensis (East Asian common octopus) is the source of this 486-nucleotide messenger RNA. RefSeq lists its product as uncharacterized. The coding region runs from base 1 to 486 and encodes 161 amino acids. The transcript has 2 exons. Lineage: Eukaryota; Metazoa; Mollusca; Cephalopoda; Octopoda; Octopodidae. The record is from RefSeq and is a predicted model, not a curated record. Gene Ontology annotation, molecular function: nucleic acid binding.